CGCCCGAGAGCAUUUCUAUGCGGUCGCGCUCAUUUCGUGGCAGCUCCGCACGCACCGCACUAAUUUCAAAGCGGGGUGCACCCUCGUGUGUGUGUGUGUGUGUGUACGUGUGAGUGUGUGUGCGACGCGCGUGCAGGUCGCGGGAAAUCGCGCUUUAGGUCGCUGCUUCCCGGCGGUUACGACGGUCGUCGUCACCCGUACCGAGUCGCGAACGAGGUCACGAACGAGAGAGAGACAGAUAGAUAGAUAGAGAGAGAGAGGGAGAGGAAGUGGUGAUUCGCACGGAGGUGGUGGGUCCCGGAGGUGGUUUGUAGAGGAGGCGGCGGCAGCGAGACGAGUGACGAGGACGACAGUGGAGACAACGGCGGUGGUGUGUCGCGACGGCCGCGGCGACGCGGCGGAAGGGAUCGACGAGCCGAGGGAUUGAUACCACGCGUGCAUGCGAUGUUAGCCGCUUACGCACGGCAGCAGCAGCAGCAUUCGAGCAGGCGACGUUACGUUACGUUGUUAUCCCGGUGCGUCUACGCGCCACUCCGAUGCGAUCGUCGUCAUCGUCGUCAUCAUCACCGUCGUCAUCAUCAUCAUCAUCGCUCCGUGCUCCGAUAAAAUCGUCACAGUGCGAUCGUCGUCGGUGUGAAGCGUCAUCGUCGCAGCAGCAGUAGAGCGGGACACCCACACGCAGUGUCCCCACGCGCGUCAUUAUGUUCUGGACGAAUAAUUACGUGUCAUCGCCGCAUAUCGAGGCGUUGCUCAACAAGGAGGAUGUCACGUUGCACGAAUUGAUGGACGAGGAGGACAUUCUGCAGGAAUGCAAGAGCCAGAAUAAGAAGCUGGUCGAGUACCUCACAAGGCCCACCGUCAUGGAGGAAUUGGUAACGUUAACCACUAAGGAACCGUCGAUGGACAUCGAGGAACGUUGGCGUUACAAGUAUCCCAAUGUCGCCUGUGAGUUACUCACAUGCGAUGUGCCUACAUUGAACGAGAAAUUGGCAGGUGACGAGGCGCUUCUGGCGAAAUUAUAUUCUUUCAUAGACACCGACGAGCCACUGAAUCCACUGCUCGCGUCGUUUUUCAGCAAAACCCUCGGAGUACUUGUCGCUCGUAAAAGUGACCAGAAUUGGUAUUCCUAUCAGUUCACGUGCUUACAGGUCUUAGAGUUUCUUAAAAGCCGUCAGAAAUGUGUAGAUCUACUGUUGCGGCAUUUAGAGACCUCCGCUAUUAUGGACUUAGUGCUGAAGCUCGUUACUCAGGUGGAAGGCAGUGAUAUGCGUCAAAACAUAUUGAACUGGUUAGAUAGUCAACAUUUAGUGCAGAGACUGGUAAAGUUAUUAGCGCCCAAUUCGGAGCCGGCCAAACACGCUAACGCGGCGCAAUUACUUUGUGAUAUGGUGACGGUGGCGAGGGAGACUCAACGUACAUCCACAGAACGCGCCGAUCCAGAUCCUAUUUUAAAUACUCUAGAAUCGGGUGAAACUGUGAGCCUAUUAUUAGAGACUAUCUUGACAGGAGAGAAACUAGAAAGUAGUAUCGUCGGUGGAAUACAGGUGCUUUUGGUACUUCUAGGACAAAAGGCUAACAACAGCGCGUUAAACGAGGGAGAUGUGCACGCUAACAGCGAGGAUGUCGCGGAUAAUGAGCAACGUAUUAAGAUUUCGGACGCAACUCUACCAUAUCUGGAGCACCUUCACAAGCUUCUUUUGGAUCCACCAUACAAACCCGCAGUGAAGACAACCGUCGGGAUCUUAGAAUGUCCAUUGGGAAAUACUCGUUUACACGUAGCGAAAUUGUUGAUGGCGUUAUUGUCGACGGAGAAUCUAAAGAUCCAUGAAAGUUUAGCAACUUUGGGAACAUUCCAAACAUUGUUGGAUCUGUUUUUCAAAUAUACGUGGAAUAAUUUUUUACACACACAAGUACAACAGUGCCUGGCCUUAGCUAUUAAUUGCGGACAUCGGGAUACUAAUGAUAUUAUUUAUAGUAAUAUAUUUAUCAAGUGCAAAUUAAUAGACAGAAUUCUAGAAGCCUGGGACAAAAACGAGAGUAAACAGAACAAAGAAAACGGCGUCCGGCAGGGCUAUAUGGGACAUUUGAUUAAUAUCGCGAACGACAUCGUCACUCAGUGCGAGAAGAGUAAUAUAUUGGACAGCUUCCUAAAGAAUAAUUUGCCACCCGAGUGUCUUAGUAAGUGGGAGAAGCUUGUGAGUACACAGUUAGUGGAGAUCAAUAAGAUUCAUCAGACUGUAAUGAUGGGUGAUCAGAAUCAAGUGUACCUGAUGAGUUCCGAGGAGAACCCAGACGAGUACAACUCUUAUUCGCAGGAGGCGUACAUCCAACAGAUGUACACCAACUACCAGGGCCAGCAAAUAACGCCGCCUUUCAUUGAGAAUUUCGGUUUCCACGACGACGAGUUCAACGAUGGCGACGAUGCGCUGCAUAAUCCAGUUGACCAAUUAACAACGUUGGCCUUUACUCUCAGUGAAGAAGAUCUCGACAAGCGAGAAGAUAUGUUCAAUAAGCUGUGCCAACAAAAGCAGAAAGCCGGUCUCGAGGACUGCGGCGGCGGAGUCGAGUGGGGCGACGAGGGCGAGCUGACAUUCCAGACUGUGGUGGACAAGCGGGACUGGCAUUCCAAGCAGCAGCAUCAGGACUCCAGUUCGUCGGACGAGGACGACGAGGACACGCGCGACAUGCAUAUGGAGGUCGACGCUACUGAUCCUUGGGACACCGCCGAGCCGUUAACCUCCGGCACCGCCCUCCCGCCGGUCAAUCCCUGGGACGUGGUGCCGUCCGAGCCGAUGGAGUCCACCGGCUGGGCGAAUUUCGACAACUUCGAGAACUCCCUGAGCAUAGAAAACAGCGCCGCGUGCGAGAACAAUAAGAAGCCGCGCGACGACGACGAGGAGCUCAAGGAGAAGAAAUCGGAGGACCCGAAGGAGGACACCAGCGAGAACAUCGGGAGCGGCGAUAAGAAGGGUAAGGACUCUUCUUCAGUGAGCAGCAACGCCGAGGUAAUCGGACCUGUGCUGUCCACCACCGUCACCACGGAGGCCAAUUUCAAUCACAGUAAGAGCGACGAGGACGGGACGAUCCACGUCGUGGCGGACAGGAACGCCAAUCCCAGCAAGCCGCCGGCUACUAACAGCGAUGUUGGGAGCGCGGAGGACAAAGCUGUGACAAUGAAGACAGCGGAUGACGCUAUGAGCGAGAAUCCGCCGCAGGAAGCAUAUUCUCUUCAGGUUCCCCCGAACGCUCCGAGGAGCAGCGCCGCCGACUCUGCGCCGACCUCGAAAGACGCCAAGUGAAAAACCAACGUUCCCUUCCCAUCCCUGCGCUCCCCUUCCCUCCCCCCCGCCACCCCCCACUUGCCCUGCCUAUGUUAGACGAAAUGAUAUGGCAAUAGGAAGAGAGAAAAUCAUAUCAGUAUCGAGUUGUAAACGACGAGGAAGAACGAUCGGAGCAUAUUUAACGCCCUCUAUUUUCAUUAGAACACACACACACACACACACAAUAUCCGCGUGUUGAUUAUGUGUUUUUAAAGGGAGGAAAAAAGCAGAAACAAGGAAAAAAGAAAAGAAGAAAAGAAAGGAACGUGUUGACGCUCUGGGCGCAGUACAGUCCCGUUGCAGGGUAUCUCGAAUAAAUACGAAUGCCGAAUCCACCUAACCAUCGACCGCUCAAUUACCGUUUAGCGAAUAAUUUGGUGUUUAUUACGUAUACGUAUGAGAGAGAGAGAGAGAGAGAACAAAAAAAAGAUAUAUAGAUCCCGCCCUGUAUCUCUCGACAUAACCCCCCUCCCCCCCUUUCCUGAACCGCCAACGUCGCUCGCACAGGUUCGCCUCUCGCGGAAGUGAAGUCUCUCCCGCGUACAUACAUAUAUAUUUUACAACCAUAUUGUUAAGGGUUUCGUAAAACAAAAGAAAAGAAAGAAACUGUUAUACGUAAAGUGAUGAUGAAACUGGUCUCCGUUCGAAAUGGAGGAGAAAGGAGUAGCAGUGGAAGAAAAAAAAAAGGAAUCGCGAUUUCGCGCUACAUCACGGAUUAUAGACGAAAGAAAAAGAGAGAGAGAGAGAACGGAGAGAGACAUCCGACGAAUUUCGCCGUCGCUUGAUCGGCUCCGUUCGUCCGUUUGAAUUUGAUUUCGCGGGACGCGCACGUUUACACACACAUUAUUACGAACGAAUGAGAGGCGCGACGGUGGCGGAAAGUGGCGGGGGAAGGAGAAAGAAAAAAAAAACGAAGGAGAGAACUUACCCCGCGACGUUUCGACCACCGUAAGAUCACCGUGUUUCACGUCGUGAAUUUCGUGAAAAAAAAAAACUGGUACUUUUGCUUAUUCUUUCGAUAAGGCAAAGGUACUUGGGUGCAGUGCCUACUGUUUAACUGAGCGUACGUUAGUGCAACGAUAUGAUACGGGCGGAAAGAUAAAAGAGAGAGAGAGAGAGUGUGCGUGCGCGUGUAUGUGUGGGUUCGUGCGUGUGUGUGAGAAAAUUGUGUAUUUUUAUUACCUUUUGUUAUAAUAUUUGGACAAAAUUUACACGUGAUAUCGUAUGAAACGGGAGCUCUCUCGACGAACUUGCGCGCGCUUACCUUACGUCCCUCAAAGAUAGAAGAAGGAGGAGGGGAGGAGAGAAGAGCGGAAAGAUUUGUAUACAUACGUACGAGUUUAAACGACUGUUACGUAAGUCUUUCACGAGGAUCUUCCAGAAAGAGAGAGAGGGAGGAGGGAGGAUAAAUGGCGUUGAAUCGGCAGCGGAAAAAUACACACAGGAAAACUUACACCUUCUUCGACUUGUUGCGCAUGCUUCGACCGAGCUCUACCUUUAUCAUAUACCUAAUAUCGGUACACAUACCUCUCGUCAUUCUACGGGGAAAAAAAAGAGAAAAAAAAA
Molecule: messenger RNA, 4886 nt
Organism: Dinoponera quadriceps
Lineage: Eukaryota; Metazoa; Arthropoda; Insecta; Hymenoptera; Formicidae
Gene: fmt
Product: serine/threonine-protein phosphatase 6 regulatory subunit 3
Exons: 18
Coding region: 702-3299 (865 amino acids)
Cellular component (GO): nucleus; cytosol
Molecular function (GO): protein phosphatase binding; protein phosphatase regulator activity
Source: RefSeq, a predicted model, not a curated record